AUGUCGCAGUGUUUGAAGCGUAAAGUCAUUUGCCCAGGUUACAAGCGUGAUCUGAGAUGGAGUGACAAGCACGAAGUCUUCAGCACUGGGAGGUGGGAGGAUGCUUCAGCACAAGAUGUACCAACAUCACUUUCAGUGAACGCCUUGGCCACAAGAACACCAGAGAUGCCUGAUGAAGCAUUUCACCCAUCGCUGGAAAGGCAGCAGGCUCAGAUGCUUCCUGCACAAUCGCUGGGCUCGGUGACAGAUGCGGCUUCCUCAUCACAAACACCACCCCAGCCUGUCGAUAGCUCAACCUCUACAACAUUUCCAGCUACUGGAGACAAAUUCAUCAGUUACGAGGACCGAUCAAGCACAGACAUAUUCCGCGAAGAUCUUCGGGAGUGGCUGGCGAGUCACGAGCCGAUUACUCUCCUGGAACAACAGGACUGGACCUGGACGCUGAAUGGUCUUCCAUUAAGCUGCGAUGAGCCUUCAACACUGGUAAAUACGCUCGACUGUCGCGUUGCGGCCGCUCCGCAGGGAAGCGAGUUGAAUCAGUCCUUGGUACAGUAUUUCUUCGACAACCUUUGUUGUAUUCAUACUGUUCUCGAUGAUACCGCGGAACGCUUCAAAGCACUUGUCCAUCGAUACCUCACCUCAUCUCCUCUUCUCCACAAAAGUAUCGUGUGUAUGUCAGCAGCCCAUUGUUUUCAGGAUGAUGAAUCUAUGCUGCCGAUGUGCUUAGAGUGUCAUUCAGCGGCGGUUAGAUCACUCUCUGUUGCGGUUUUCGAGAUCGAGACCGUGAUUGAGGAAUCGAGCGACUCUCCACGAAAUGCAGCAUUGGCCGAAAAUAAUAUGCUUCGCAAGUUGGAGGAGACACUACUGGCGUCUAUCAUCCUUGGAUUCUGUGCGGUAAGUGCUGUGGUGCUUUUUGAUGAAUGA
Molecule: messenger RNA, 924 nt
Organism: Exophiala bonariae
Lineage: Eukaryota; Fungi; Ascomycota; Eurotiomycetes; Chaetothyriales; Herpotrichiellaceae
Exons: 2
Coding region: 1-924 (307 amino acids)
Biological process (GO): positive regulation of transcription by RNA polymerase II
Cellular component (GO): nucleus
Molecular function (GO): transcription cis-regulatory region binding; DNA-binding transcription factor activity
Source: RefSeq, a predicted model, not a curated record